This is a messenger RNA of Phascolarctos cinereus (koala), 2703 nucleotides long. Its product is annotated as neutrophil collagenase. NCBI's taxonomy places the organism in Eukaryota, Metazoa, Chordata, Mammalia, Diprotodontia, Phascolarctidae. Gene Ontology annotation, biological process: proteolysis; collagen catabolic process; extracellular matrix organization. The record is from RefSeq and is a predicted model, not a curated record. Gene Ontology annotation, cellular component: extracellular matrix. Gene Ontology annotation, molecular function: zinc ion binding; metalloendopeptidase activity.
CUCCUAUCUUCAUGGCCCUGUGGCUAGGCACAAAAUCUUUUCAUGUACAAUGAGGUGGACAGAACCCAAGAAGUCUACGCUACAGGUCUAUAAAGAGAACAUUAACAAGGGACAAAGGAGGGUAUGAGCCCCAAGCAAGCAAGCAAAGAAGGUCUUCACCCAGAGAGCCGGACUUCCCUAGCAGGGAAAGAUCUGUUGGGAGAAAGGAACGGAAGUCAUACCAAACAUGAAGAAGGUCCUUCUGUUUCUCCUGUUACUUCACCCACAGCUUUCAAAUGCUUUUCCUGUAUCUCCUAAGAGCCUUGAGGAGGAAAAAAUGGCAAUUGUUCAGAGGUAUCUAGAGAACUUUUAUAAUAUGCCAAAAAGUGGAGAUAAGAUAAAACGGCAGAAGAAUAGCACUCAUUUAGUUAAAAAGCUUAAAGAAAUGCAGAAAUUUUUUGGAUUGGAGGAGACUGGACAAACAGAUGAAGAAACCAUGGAAGUGAUGCAAAUGCCCAGAUGUGGGGUUCCUGAUGCAAUUGAAUACAAGCUGACUGAAGGAAAUCCAAAGUGGAAACGGAAUGAAAUUACAUACAGCAUUAUAGACUACACACAAGAUAUGUCACAAGCUGAUGUGGAUUCAGCCCUUGAGAAAGCCAUACAGAUUUGGAGUGGUCCAUCACUUCUGAAGUUCACCAGGAUCUAUGAGGGUGAAGCUGACAUAAAGAUCUCUUUUGUCCGAGGAGAUCAUGGUGACAAUUCACCCUUUGAUGGUCCCAAUGGGAUUCUUGCACAUGCAUUUCAACCAGGCCAGGGAAUUGGAGGAGAUGUUCAUUUUGAUGAAGAUGAAACUUGGACCAAGGACUCCAGGGAUUACAACUUAUUCCUUGUUGCUGCUCAUGAGUUUGGCCAUUCGUUGGGCCUUUCUCAUUCCACUGAUCCUGGUGCCUUGAUGUUCCCCACUUAUUCCUUCUCUGAACCCAGCACUUAUGUACUGCCACAGGAUGAUAUUGAUGGCAUUCAGUUUCUCUAUGGUGUUUCGAAUAAUUCAGUCAAACCUACUGGACCCACUACACCAGGAACCUGUGACCCGCAAUUGACAUUUGAUGCAAUUACCACUCUCCGUGGAGAAAUCAUAAUCUUUAAAGACAAGUACUUUUGGCGAAAGCACAACCAACUACCAAAGCCUGAACUCCAUAAGAUUUCCUUAUUCUGGCCAUCAUUACCAUCUGGGAUACAAGCUGCUUAUGAGGAUGAUGAAAAGGAUCUAGUCAUUCUAUUUAAAGGUAACCAGUACUGGGCGCUAUCUGGCUAUGAAAUCAGGCCUGGCUUUCCCAGACAUAUCUCCAAUUUUGGCUUCCCAAGAACCGUGCAAGCCAUAGAUGCAGCUGUUUCAUAUAGUAACUAUGGAAAAACAUAUUUCUUUGUAAAGAACCAAUACUGGAGAUAUGAUAAUCUAAGACGUGCCAUGGAUCCUGGUUAUCCUAAAAAUAUAGCAGAUAAAUUUCAAGGGUUGCAAAGCAGUGUGGAUGCUGUUUUCCAGAAAGAUCACUAUUUCUACUUCUUUAUUGGACCAAUAUACCAUAAAUUUGAUCUCCAUGCUAAAAGAAUUGUUGCUGUGGGAAGAAGCAACUGGUUGUUAAAUUGUAGAUAGAAUACGACUAAAAUGUAAGCUGGAAGUAAAGUGUAUUUUAGAAGUAUCAACAAGUAGUUUUAAAAAAUCUAUUGGUGAAGAUUUAAGGCCUCUUUUUCACUUUUGUCUAUUACUAUUGUCUUCUGCCAUCUUUCCAGUUCCUGUGCUUGUUUCAAAUUUCAAUUGUGAGUAAGGAAUAAGGAUUAAUCAAUACUUUUAUAUCCUGACCCAAUUGUAAUCAAGCCAUAUACUCUUUAUCUAACAAGUGAUCCUUAGUCAGAAUAGUCCUCCGGUGAGUCCUUGUUUUAUAUACAUUCUUUGUCAUUUUGGCAAUCCAUUAUCUGAUCCUUAAGAUAUUUGACACCCACAAGUCCCUUUUACUUUCCAUACAUUGCUAGAUAGAGAGGUUGUAUAGUGCUACACUUUGAGUAUGAAAGAGCUGAGUCAAAAAGUGCCAGUCUUGGCUUUGGCAUUUACUAGCUAUGUGACUAUGAACAAGCAAUUUAUCCUUUCUGAGCUUUAAGUAACUCUCUAGGACCACAAGCUAUAAAUUACCUGGAAUCUGCCCCCAAAGAAAGGAGUUCUUGCACAGAGGAAAUCAGAGGUUCUUGAUAUAUUGAUUUUCUGGACUUGAUGCCCAAACACAUAGCGCUCUGUAUUGGUUGAGAAAGGAGGUUGGUGUAGGGUAUAGCCAUGGCCCCGCGGGAUCAUGGAGAUUCAGUGCCAUUUUUCCCUGUGUAGUCCUCCACAAGUAAGGUGAUUGAUUUUCAUGACUCCCUUGAAUCUGGCUGGAGUUGGUGAGGAAAAUUGCUGAGGGCGGAGAAAAAAUAUGCAGUCCUAUAGAUGGGGCUUAACCUAGUUUGUGAGGGUAACUGAGGCUUUCUUCCUUUCGUGCUUUUCAUGUUUCUAACUUCAGCUUGCUGUUUCUCAUAUGUUAGUUGCAUUCACUGUUGCUGCUUUUGUUGUUCUAAUUCUCAAUGUUACCCAUGAUGAAUAAAAAGGAUUUAUCACAUUAAGAAAAACCAGUCUUUAGUCACCCAGUAUUGAACAGAAGUUUGUUAAGUUUAUUAAACUACUCUAUAUUUCGUGAA